Messenger RNA from Sinocyclocheilus anshuiensis, 2093 nucleotides. Its product is annotated as coiled-coil domain-containing protein 149-B-like. Bases 99 to 1670 code for a protein of 523 amino acids. NCBI's taxonomy places the organism in Eukaryota, Metazoa, Chordata, Actinopteri, Cypriniformes, Cyprinidae. The record is from RefSeq and is a predicted model, not a curated record. The transcript is spliced from 12 exons.
UGGUAUGCAAGAGAAAGCUGGAGAGUAAGAAGGAGGCACUGCUGAUCUUAUCAAAAGAACUGGACACCUGCCAGCAGGAAAGGGAUCAGUUUAAACUGAUGGUAAACCAGCUCCGUGAACGCCACCAGGGGCUCAAGAAAAAGUACAGAGAGCUUAUAGAUGGGGACCCUUCUCUGCCUCCUGAAAAAAGAAACCAAGUCAAUCUGGCCCAGUUACUGAGAGACUCACGAGAACAGAACAAACAGCUGGGUGAGGAGAUAAAAGAACUGAAGCAAUGUUUAGCGGAGGUGCAGGGUGAUAACAAGCUGCUGAGGAUGACCAUCGCAAAGCAGCAUCUAGGGGAUGAAGAGGUGGGAACUCGUCACUUUCCAGCUCAUGAGAGAGAAGAUCUUGUUCAGCAGUUAGAAAGAGCUCGAGAACAGAAUGAAGCACUGGAACAAAGCUUAAAGGCAGCCACGGAUGAAUUACAGGAUGUGAGAGCAGAGCGUAAUGUCUAUCAGGAGAAAGCUCACAGACUAAACCUGGAAAUUAACCACAUCUUGGGAAGCCACGAGAACCGCAUCCUGGAUAUAGAUGCUCUGUGUAUGGAGAACAGAUAUCUGCAUGAGCGGCUUAUGCAGCUUCAGGAGGAGGUCAGCCUCCUCAAAUCAAACGUUAUGAAGUACGAGAGUGCUUUGGAAAGCAAGAAGAACUGCAAAGUCUAUGGCAAGUCCAACAGCAGUGCUCUGACAGGUGUCCUCUCUGCUAAACAAGUACAAGAGCUGUUGCUGUCUGAAGAGAAUGGCUGCAGUCUCCCGGUCACUUCACAGUCCAUUAGUGACCUGAAGUCCCUGGCCACUGCUCUGCUGGAGACCAUUCAUGAGAAGAACAUGGUCAUUCAGCAUCAACGGCAAACCAACAAGAUCCUGGGUAACCGGGUUGCAGAACUGGAAAGAAAGUUGAAAACAUUAGAGGUGUCUGGGUUGUGGAGUCUGCCAAGCAUCACCUACAAUGUGUCUCUCGGACUACGGAGAAGGAAAGCCGUUAUUGUCCUAAGUGACUCUCAGCAUGUCCAGUCCAGCGCAGAACAGUCAGUCCAUCUGACACCAGAGUCAGUGGCAGGAGAUGAAGAGAUUGUUACUGGAGAAGAGGUGACAGAGGACACUGGACUCAGUAUAGAUUUCAGCCAAGAUGACUGUCAAGCCGUGGCAGUCGAGUUGAGCCAAAGGGGUGAUUAUUUCAGUCGCACAUAUUCAGUCUCACAAACUCCACAGUUCACUAAUCCAGCAGAAAGUAUCCAGCCUGUAGAGACCACACAGUGUGAAACCCUUGCUUGUUGUGACUCUGAGACGCCUGUGUGUCCUCCUGAGAGGGGAUCAGAACAACAUAAUGAAGAUCUCACAAGCCGUGGAUGUCAGUCUUUGAACACAAAAGUAUCUUUGAAAGGUUCAGAAGAAGAGGCUGCGGAGAAUGAUGUUCCUGUUGUUCAUUCUGAGGAGGACUUUGAUAGUCACGGUGAAUUAGAGGACAGUCGGCCUGUGGCAGCAGAGACCUUUGGCAGUUUUGACUGUGUUUCUGAAUCUGAGUCUUGUACAUCGGAACAGCAAACAGAGCGAUCGGUCGAAGAAGAAACCGAGCAUGCUUCACUAAACACAAGUUCUCCUGCUCAAACAUCAUCACACCAGGAAUGAACGUCAUUUUUCACAAAAUUAAGAACUGUGAGAGAAAUGCAUAAAAACAACCUCCAUUCAUUCAAAGCCUCAUCACUUAAAAGAAGCGUUCUGAUUCAGAACUGUAUGAAAAAGACGUUGGCAAAAGAAUAAAAACAAGAACCUUUGAAUGCCUAAAUGUGAAUCUCGAGUGAAACCUUAGAUGUAACGCCACUAUGAUGACACUAUACCAGCAUGUUUAUUUUAUCAUUUCAAAGACACUCUUUAUGUAUUUUGACUAUUUAUAAACAUCUUUGUAAUUGUUUCUGAUGUAUUGUGUGGCUAAAACAUGACAGUUUCUUUUUCACUUCUAAUUUUCAGUUUACCCUUCUUGUUAUUUUUCAUUGAGUAGAAUACAACAUGCAAUUUCUGUUCCACUUGCAAGAGGUAAAGGUUCUUUUUUUU